Molecule: messenger RNA, 1131 nt
Organism: Penicillium canariense
Lineage: Eukaryota; Fungi; Ascomycota; Eurotiomycetes; Eurotiales; Aspergillaceae
Product: polysaccharide lyase family 1 protein
Exons: 4
Coding region: 1-1131 (376 amino acids)
Molecular function (GO): pectate lyase activity
Source: RefSeq, a predicted model, not a curated record
AUGAAGUACACUGCCUUGCUCGCAGCUGUCGCUGCCCACGCUGCUGCUGUCAGCGUCUCCGGCGCCGCGGAGGGUUUCGCCAAGGGCGUCACUGGUGGUGGCUCUGCUACCGCUGUCUAUCCCACUACCACUGACGAGCUGGUCUCAUACCUUGGUGAUAGCAAGGCUCGCGUCAUUGUUCUGACCAAGACCUUUGACUUCACAGAUACGGAGGGUACUACCACCGGCACUGGCUGUGCUCCUUGGGGGACUGCUUCUGCUUGCCAGCUUGCCAUUAACCAGAACUCUUGGUGCGAUAACUACGAGUCGAGCGCGCCCUCGGUCUCGGUCUCCUACUACAAUGCUGGGAUUCUCGGUAUCACCGUUGCCUCCGACAAGACCAUCCUGGGCGAGGGCUCUGCCGGUGUGAUCAAGGGCAAGGGUCUGCGUAUCGUCAGCGGUGCCAGCAACGUUAUCAUCCAGAACAUCGCCAUCACCGACAUCAACCCCAAGUACGUCUGGGGUGGUGAUGCCAUCACCAUCGACGACAGCGACAUGGUCUGGAUCGACCACGUUACUACUGCGCGCAUUGGUCGCCAGCACAUCGUUCUGGGUACCGAGGCCUCCAAGCGCGUGACCAUCUCCAACUGCUACAUCGACGGUCUGUCCUCCUACUCCGCCACCUGCGACGGCUACCACUACUGGGGCAUCUACCUCGACGGCUCGAACGAUUACGUCACCCUGAAGGGCAACUACAUCUACCACGCCAGCGGCCGUUCCCCCAAGGUCCAGGGCGACACCCUCCUCCACGCCGUCAACAACUACUGGUACGACAACACCGGCCACGCCUUCGAGAUCGGCUCUGGCGGCUACGUCCUGGCCGAGGGCAACGUCUUCCAGAACAUCGACACCGUCGUCGAGUCCCCCAUCGACGGCCAGCUAUUCACCUCCCCAUCCACCAACGCCAACACGGCCUGCUCGAGCUACCUCGGCCGCGUCUGCCAGAUCAACGGCUUUGGCAGCUCCGGCACCUUCAGCCAGUCUGACACCGGCUUCUUCUCCAAAUUCUCCGGCCAGAACAUCGCGACUGCCUCUGCGUACACCUCUGUGGCGUCAAGCGUUAAGGCUAACGCUGGCCAGGGUAAACUGUAA